UCGAAAAAGACCUUUGGUUCGUUCCAUCCCUCUGACUGGUACCUCUACCACCAAAUCAUAUCACAUGGCACUAACAAUCACUCUUAAACCCAUUUUUGUCUGUCGCGCUUCUCUUCUUCCUCUUUGAACCAUCUUCAAUUGCAGAACAUACAUACAUACCUAAGGUAUCUUGCCUUGUCAAAAAACAAUUCCUGUUAUAUUACAUAGUAUAUUGGUUUACCGCAGGGUGCGGGGCAACAUCGUUGACUGAUUAGUCUAUUGAGUUCGGUUCGAUCAACUCCAACCCGACCUCAUUAUCUUUGUCUGGGCGUAGCGCAUCGCAUAUCAUCCUUGACAAUGGACGCAGCAACUCAUCCAGAGAUGAGACCCUCGUUCACUUUCCCUUCGCCUCAAGUCAGAGUCGAUCAACAUGACGAUGCCUCUGGCGAUAAACCUCCCCCACCACUCAUCCAUCACCUGUAAGUCAGACUCAGAGCCUACUCAGUUUUUAAAUGCGCCCAAUGGGUCAAUUGACAAUCGCAUCAACCAAGGACGGAACCAACAGAAGUUCUUCAUUUCUCGAGUCCUCUCAGGCAUCACAAGAGAACCCCAAGCGCCCAUCGAGAGGUCAAGGUGCGGAACUAACACCAGCAUCGAGACCUUAUUGGACUGACCAGUUCCAUAGGAAACUCUCGAUGCGCAGACACAAUUUGGGGAUGAGGAUGCUGAUGGCUGCUCUCACCAUCGAGUAAACCAGUACACAAUUUUGGAAGAAAUCGGCAGAGGUUCUUAUGGCGCUGUCCAUCUUGCAAAGGACCAAUUCGGCAAUGAAUAUGCCGUAAAAGAAUUUUCCAAGGCUCGACUCAGAAAACGCCUCCAAUCCACGAUCCUCAGGCAAGGCCCUCGAGGCCCAAGGCGUAUGGGCCCUGGCGGCCGAGAUCCCUUCAAUUCAGUGCCCCGGGUCAAGGACUCCAAUGAUGCACUGCACCUCAUUCGAGAGGAAAUUGCCAUUAUGAAGAAACUAAACCACCCCAACCUAGUACAGCUCUAUGAGGUUCUUGAUGACCCCGAGGAAGAUUCCAUCUAUAUGGUCCUAGAGAUGUGCCGAAAGGGUGUCGUCAUGAAGGUCGGCCUUGACGAACACGCCAAUCCCUACCCUGAGGAAAACUGCCGCUAUUGGUUCCGAGACCUUAUAUUAGCCAUUGAGUAUCUUCAUGCUCAGGGUGUCAUCCACAGAGACAUCAAGCCAGAUAACCUGCUCUUAUCUGAUGAUGACGUGCUCAAAGUCGUUGAUUUUGGAGUUUCCGAGAUGUUUGAAAAACCUGAAAACAUGAGAACAGCAAAAUCUGCAGGAUCACCCGCUUUUCUUCCCCCUGAACUUUGUGGGAAGCAUGGCGACGUGUCGGGCACCGCGGCUGAUAUUUGGUCCAUGGGAGUUUCGCUCUACUGCCUCAAGUAUGGGCGCAUUCCAUUCAACCGUGAUGGCGUCUUGGACAUGUACGACGCUAUCAGGACCGAUGAACCUUCCAUCCCCGAGGACGAGAACCCGGACUUUGCCGACCUCAUGCAGAAGCUACUCAACAAAGACCCGGAGCAGCGCAUAACCAUGGAUAAACUUCGAGAGCAUCCCUGGGUCACCAAGCAGGGUACGGACACUCUCCUCUCUGCUGAAGAGAACUGUGCCAACAUGGUGGAACCUCCAAAUGAGCUUGAGGUUAACCGUGCCUUUACUCGCAAGAUGAAUCACCUCCUUUGCGUCAUGAAAGCCAUCCAUCGCUUCAAGUCCAUUCUGGCCAAGCAUCGCGCCAGAUCGAACAGUAGCCCGCCUAAACACGCCCAGGAUACCUUUGAUGCGUCCCAAGAAAGGGCAAAGGCAGAGGUGAUCGAGGCGUUGCUCUACCAGCGGCGCAAGUUUCUGAAUCAAAAGACUGAUGAAAGCAGCGAAACUCCGCCAAUUCACGAAACCAAGGGAAAUGACACCCCAUUCUUGGGAAUCGGCACAGGAACAAUGGACGAGUUCGCUUCCAAUGAGGCUACUCCAGAUAUGGUGUCCGAUUCGCCAACGGCCGUUGACUUCAACGUGUAUGACCGAGCGUAUGAAACUGCUAUAGAGAACAUCACGUCUGGUCAGAAUGAUUCUUCGAGAAGGCCAACAGUAUACUUGACCAAGUUCGUCAAGGAGACACGGAAACUGAAGGGGAUCCCUGGACUCACUGGGCAUGAAGACAUCUCUGAGAAUUCUGAUGACCUACAGAAAUCGGGGCCAGCAGCCAAGCUUUCGCACCUCACAUCCAAGCUUGGCCUCUCAGGGAAGCAAUAAGAACAAGUUGGGCCUUGGUCUAGGGCAUAAGCUACACCUUGGGGUAAGGCUACGCGUUUGGAAAUUACGUUGUACCAUUAUGGCGUUGCGGGUGAUCCCAGCAUGGUUGGUAGUGACGGAUCAAAGGCGGUGGACUCUUUUAGAAGCUCAGUGAGAACGAUACCACAAGACAUAUGUAUGAAAAAGCGUGCUCACCAUGUAACAUGACCGUUGGAUGCAACUGUGGUAAUUUUUUUGAAGCAAAGCAAAUACCCUCAUGUGUAGUGGUAGUAUGAACUGCGGGCCGGUACGAGUAGCGGCGCAGUUGACAGAUUUGGAGCCUCAGCAACUCGACCACAUAAAACGAAGGAGAUUUAAAGAUAAGAAUCAGGUAUGCGGUGACUCCUCUAUUUCGGCAUGGUCGGGCAGUCAGGCUUUUGGUGAGGAGGUUGACAGCCAUGGAAGAAAGGUACAACUUUGUGAUAUAGGUGCAC
Fusarium odoratissimum NRRL 54006 is the source of this 2772-nucleotide messenger RNA. RefSeq names its product CAMKK/CAMKK-META protein kinase. NCBI's taxonomy places the organism in Eukaryota, Fungi, Ascomycota, Sordariomycetes, Hypocreales, Nectriaceae. The record is from RefSeq and is a predicted model, not a curated record. Bases 899 to 2299 code for a protein of 466 amino acids. Gene Ontology annotation, biological process: protein phosphorylation; intracellular signal transduction. The transcript is spliced from 4 exons. Gene Ontology annotation, molecular function: protein serine/threonine kinase activity; ATP binding. Gene Ontology annotation, cellular component: cytoplasm.